AAAUAUGACACUUUGACGCUACCCAAAGGCAUGUGUUUUGUGUAUUUGUUGUAUUAAUAUAAAAAUUAAUUAAUAAUUAUAUUUUGUGAAUGUUUUUGAGAAUUAAGUUUGGUUACAAUUAAUAUCGAUUGUAGAAUCAAUUGAGUAAAUUUAAUACAACAUGGCUCGCGGAAAGGAUAAGAAAAAGCGAAAACUUGAAAAAAAGCAGGAGGGUGACGAUGUUCCGAAAAAAGUACCACACACCUUGGAAUCUCUCAGGGAAAAAGAUGAGACUAUGCCGGCAAACGCCGAUACUGAGGAGCAAGAAGAGGCACAAAAAGACAUGGAACUUGAUGAAAUGGCAACAUACUUUGAAAACGCAUAUGAGCCAAAAGUAUUGAUCACAUACUCAGAUAACCCGCACACUAAAACGAGGACAUUUGGCCGAGAGCUAAUGAAAAUUAUUCCUAAUUCAUUAUCCAGAUAUAGGCAAAGGUCAUCAGUUAAGAGAAUAGUUCAAUCGGCGAUAAGAGAGGAUAUGACAGAUGUGAUAAUAGUUAAUGAGAAUCAGAAGCAGCCCAACGGUUUCCUGCUCAUACAUCUCCCCAGCGGACCAACGGCACAUUUUAGACUAUCCAGCUGUAAAAUAACAAAAGAGAUGAACAAAGACCAUAGAGAAAUAACAAACCAUAGACCCGAGGUUGUGUUAAACAACUUCAGCACUCGUCUGGGUCUCACAGUCGGUCGCAUGUUGGGGGCGUUGUUUCACUUUGAGCCCCAGUUUAAAGGUAGACGAGUCGUCACGUUCCACAACCAGAGGGACUACAUCUUCUUCAGACACCAUCGAUACGAAUUCACGAAAGAAGGAAAACGUGCGAAGCUGUGCGAGCUGGGGCCUCGGUUCACUCUGAAGCUGAUCUCACUACAACAAGGAACCUUCGACUCCAAGCACGGGGACUACGAGUGGAUCAUCGCCGGCCGCAGGCACCAGAUGGAGACCUCCAGGAGGAGAUUCUUCCUAUAGCGUUCGAAUGUAAACCGACAAAGAUUGUUUGUCAGGGUCAAUAAACAUAUUAAAUUCAUGAA
Messenger RNA from Danaus plexippus (monarch butterfly), 1065 nucleotides. RefSeq names its product probable ribosome production factor 1. Gene Ontology annotation, molecular function: rRNA primary transcript binding. Gene Ontology annotation, cellular component: preribosome, large subunit precursor; nucleolus. Lineage: Eukaryota; Metazoa; Arthropoda; Insecta; Lepidoptera; Nymphalidae. The record is from RefSeq and is a predicted model, not a curated record. Bases 161 to 1003 code for a protein of 280 amino acids. The transcript is spliced from 6 exons. Gene Ontology annotation, biological process: maturation of LSU-rRNA; maturation of 5.8S rRNA.